CCGACAUAACCCUCUCGCCAUUUCCUACCCAGCAUUCCAUAUUCGCAAGCCAUCCCGUCGACAAUAUCUUCAAAAAAGCAACCAUGGCGCUUUCAACACGUGCCCAGAACGCCGAGCAGGCAACCAAGGGGCUGCUCAUCUGGGAAGUCAUCCCGAACCUCUGGCACCCCGAGACGAACCCCGACGGUAUCGUGAGCUUGGGAGUGGCAGAGAACUCCCUCAUGCACAAUGUCCUUUCAGAGCACAUCCACGAGAACCUCGCCCUCUCGAAUCCUGCCUUCACGUAUGGCGACGGCACAACGGGUACCAAACGCAUCAAGGCGUCCGUCUCCCGCUUCCUGACGAAGCAUCUGAAGCCUGUCAGGCCGAUUGAACCUGAGCACCUCUCCAUGACCAACGGAUGCAGUGCCGCUAUCGAGCAUCUUUCUUGGGCUGUGGCGAACCCUGGCGAAUGCUUUCUUCUCGGACAGCCAUACUACGGCACUUUUAUCCCGGAUCUCACUUGCCGAUUUGGUGCCAAGGUUCUUCCUGUUCCCUUCCAGGACGUUGAUCCGCUUGGCGAAGAUGCCGUUCAGAAGUAUGAGAAUGUUCUCCUCGAAGCCCAAGCCAAUGGCCAAAAGGUUGCAGGACUCGUCAUCAGCCACCCACACAAUCCACUGGGUCGGUGCUAUUCUCGCAGCGUCAUCAUCAGCCUAAUGAAGCUGUGCCAAAAGUACCAAAUGCACUUCAUUAGCGACGAGAUCUACGGCUUGUCAGUCUGGCCCAAUACUGUUGACGCGCAACCUCCUUCCGUUCCUUUCGAAUCUGCCCUGGCUAUCGACCCAACCGGCAUUAUCGAUCCCUCUCUCGUCCAUGUUCUUUGGGGCAUGUCAAAGGAUUUUGGAGCCAACGGAAUUCGCGUUGGAACACUGAUCUCUCAAUCCAACCCUUCGCUCCAUUCUUCCAUUGUGGCUGUGGGACUGUACAGCUCGGUUUCGUCCCUCUCAGAUCAUAUCACAUGCAAUCUGCUCGAUGACGACGCCUGGGUAGAUGGUUACAUUGCAGAGAAUCAAAAGAAACUAUCCCAACAGUACACGCGGGUGGUAGCGUGGGCGAAAAAGAACGACAUCACUUACGCCCCUGGCGUCAAUGCUGCGUUCUUUCUUUGGGUCGACCUCGGAAAGGUCUAUAGGGCACACCACCAGGUUGCCGAGAAUGAAGAUGUCUCAGAUUCGAUUACCAAGGCCUUGUUGUCGAAGAAGAUUUUCCUCGCGUCUGGAAAAGAUUUCGGAUCCGAGAAGACAGGAUGGUACAGGAUUGUGUUUUCCCACCCUGAUGCAUAUCUAGAUGAGGGACUUCAGCGUGUCGUGGCAGCGCUAACGUCGACAUUGGAUUUCUCGAGACUUAGAAUCGAUUGAUAUUUCAGUUCUAGAAUUCCUUUCAUACAUGAUACAAGAAGAAAGAUUGGGUAGCCUAUCGUGCCAUUCUUCGACGAGCCCAAUGAAUGCCUUCAUAAUCAUCCUAUCCAAAGUUCAGUUGCAUGUGCUAGCUAGAACAAAUCAGACCACAUUUUGAAUUUCAAAUAGAGGGUCAUGAAUCCCCCCUCCUGUCCGCCACGUGGUACGGCUUACUGCGUAUCCUUGCCAU
Ilyonectria robusta is the source of this 1626-nucleotide messenger RNA. RefSeq names its product pyridoxal phosphate-dependent transferase. NCBI's taxonomy places the organism in Eukaryota, Fungi, Ascomycota, Sordariomycetes, Hypocreales, Nectriaceae. The coding region runs from base 84 to 1397 and encodes 437 amino acids. The record is from RefSeq and is a predicted model, not a curated record. The transcript has a single exon. Gene Ontology annotation, biological process: amino acid metabolic process; biosynthetic process. Gene Ontology annotation, molecular function: pyridoxal phosphate binding; transaminase activity.